Trametes versicolor FP-101664 SS1 is the source of this 1197-nucleotide messenger RNA. RefSeq lists its product as uncharacterized. Bases 1 to 1197 code for a protein of 398 amino acids. The record is from RefSeq and is a predicted model, not a curated record. Lineage: Eukaryota; Fungi; Basidiomycota; Agaricomycetes; Polyporales; Polyporaceae. Gene Ontology annotation, molecular function: protein binding. The transcript has 7 exons.
AUGGCUACGCCCCUCGAGUAUCUCCCUGUUGAACUCGUAGCCGACAUACUAGGCGAGCUGGACAUCGCCUCCCUCAUAACAGUCUCGUGUCUCUCACGGCGCCUACGUGCGGUCGCGUCAGAGCCCUCGCUUAACCCCUGGCGGCAGCCCAUCCUACGUAACCUCCUCGACCCGAACGAAGUGUACGAGCCUGCGCUCAAACAUCUCUCCGUCCGGCAGACGGUCCCGCGGCAGAACUGGGUCGAGAUUCUGGCGCUGGGAAAGGCAGAGUACCUCCUAUUCGGGAUGACGCUCCCGAACCUCAAGGAGGCCGAGUGGGAGGAAUGCUUCAGGCGAAGGUUCCUCCCCGGAUGGAUCAAAUGGAAGAAGGACGCUAGCUGGAAGGAAACUUUCUUGAAGUGCGCACUUCCCGCUUGCUCACCGGGCUUGGACACUAGGAUGUUGCACCGGCUUUAUCAUAGAAGCCAUUCCUCCUGUACUGCGGACGAGGCUUGGACGCACUAUAUCGUGCUCAACCGGAAUGGUUCUGCGAACCUGUUGAACGGGUCUUCGCGCAAUUACAACCCCUUGACCAUGUUUCAUGAGAUUAAAUUGCAAAACAACCUUGCACAUCUCAUGACACACGCUCGCCUCGUUGUGGAGUUCAAAGAUGUGCGAAUCAUCGCGCUGGGGGUUCUGAUGAAACCGCGUUCUACCUUCUCGGUAAACCCCAAUGCUCGCCUGUUUCUCCAUCCGCCGGGAAUCACGAAGGGAGAAGACGAAGACGCUCAGUCUUCUGAGGCCGUAUCUGACGGAAGCGACGAAUCGUUCCAGUCGACUCUGGAACCGCCGGUGCCCGUCAGGAACACUUACGGAAACCCCAAGGACCUGUACCGCCAGCUCACGCAUCCACUUCCUUCUGAGGCACACGCCAGGUAUCCGUUUUACACCCCUGGCGGCGAAGACAAACGCUGGCUUGGGACGGAUGAGCUUGAGGAAGGCGGUCGUCAAUGGGUUGGUCCGAUGCUAAUCACGGCACAAAUCAUAGGCCCCCAGACCAAGGAACAUAUCGCUGACGUGCCUCCCCUGCAAGAUCUCGACCUCAUGGUUGGUUCGGGGAGGAACCAGUAUGCUUCGAUGGCUUGGACUGACCUCACCGCAAUUGCGCCUUGGCUGGAGCUCACAAACGCCAUCACCGGCCCCGGGCUCGGUCACUAA